CGGGCCGCCCCGCCAUGUCCGCCGGUUGGCUCCGGCGCCGCUUCCUGCCCGGGGCUCCGCUCCCCUCGCCGCGGCCUCCCGGGCCGCGCGCCAGCCCCGUGCCCUACCGACGGCCCCGCUUCCUGCGCGGCUCCGGCUCCAGCCCCGGCCCCGGCCCCGCCGACGCCUCCCGCCGCCCGGACUCCCGGCCCGUGCGCAGCCCGGCGCGGGGCCGCGCGCUGCCCUGGAACGCGGGCUACGCCGAAAUCAUCAAUGCGGAGAAAUCCGAGUUUAACGAGGAUCAAGCGGCCUGUGGCAAGCUGUGCAUUCGGCGUUGUGAGCUGGAGACAGAAGAUCAGGAGUGGUUGAUGCUGUGCCCAGAGGAAUUCCUGACAGGACACUACUGGGCGCUGUUUGAUGGGCACGGCGGUCCUGCAGCUGCCAUUCUGGCUGCCAACACCCUCCACUCCUGCCUGCGCCGGCAGCUGGAGGCCGUGGUUGAAGGCCUACGGGCCCCUCGGCCACCCAUGCACCUUACUGGCCGCCGCGUCUGCUCCAGCGACCCCCAGUUUGUGGAGGAGAAGGGGAUCCGGGCAGAGGAUUUGGUGAUCGGGGCUCUGGAGUGCGCCUUCCAGGAAUGCGAUGAGGUGAUCGGCCGGGAGCUGGAGGCCUCGGGCCAGGUGGGCGGCUGCACGGCGCUGGUAGCCGUGGCUCUGCAGGGCAAGCUGUACGUGGCCAACGCCGGCGACAGCAGGGCCAUCUUGGUAAGGAGGGAUGAGAUCCGGCCACUGAGCUUUGAGUUCACUCCUGAGACGGAACGGCAGCGGAUACAGCAGCUGGCCUUUGCCUACCCUGAGCUCCUGGCUGGUGAAUUCACCCGACUGGAGUUCCCACGUCGGCUGAAAGGAGAUGACUUGGGGCAGAAGGUUUUGUUCAGAGACCACCACAUGAGUGGGUGGAGCUAUAAACGCGUGGAGAAAUCGGAUCUCAAGUACCCCCUGAUUCAUGGGCAGGGUAGGCAGGCACGGUUACUGGGAACACUAGCUGUCUCCCGGGGCUUCGGGGACCAUCAGCUUCGAGUCCUGGACACAAGUAUCCAGCUCAAGCCCUUCUUGCUCUCCAUCCCACAGGUGAUUGUGCUGGAUGUGGACCAGCUGGCCUUGCAGGAGGAGGAUGUGGUUGUCAUGGCAACCGAUGGGCUCUGGGACGUCCUGUCCAAUGAGCAGGUGGCACUGCUGGUCCGAAGCUUUCUGCCUGGGAACCGUGAAGACCCACACAGGUUCUCGGAGUUGGCCCAAACGCUGAUCCACAGCACGCAGGGGACGGACGGCGGUGCCGAAGGGGCCGUGUCCUACGACGACAUCUCUGUGUUCGUGAUUCCCUUACACAGCCAGGGCCAAGGGGGCCGGGGCCCCUGAGCACGCAGUCGGCAUUCCAGAACUUCCCGUGCCAGCGACAGCGACUGACAUCUCGGCAUUCCUCCACAGGAAGCACAGCCUCUUUCUCUUAGCUUCUGCCUCAGCUGGGGUACAAGUCAGAAAUGGAAGAGGAAAGGUCCAAGCCAACCAGGUGUGGUUUGAAUCCUAGGAUGAGUCCAUGCAGUACAUCCUAGAAACUUUUGAGAAGCCUCAAGUUCACCAGCAGCCAUCUUUUUUUUUUUUUGGCCCAUC
This is a messenger RNA of Perognathus longimembris pacificus (Pacific pocket mouse), 1649 nucleotides long. It is a transcript of the gene Ppm1m, whose product is annotated as protein phosphatase, Mg2+/Mn2+ dependent 1M. Lineage: Eukaryota; Metazoa; Chordata; Mammalia; Rodentia; Heteromyidae. Gene Ontology annotation, molecular function: protein serine/threonine phosphatase activity. The record is from RefSeq and is a predicted model, not a curated record. Gene Ontology annotation, biological process: protein dephosphorylation. The transcript has 10 exons. The coding region runs from base 15 to 1397 and encodes 460 amino acids.